Molecule: messenger RNA, 351 nt
Organism: Fusarium falciforme
Lineage: Eukaryota; Fungi; Ascomycota; Sordariomycetes; Hypocreales; Nectriaceae
Product: F-box domain-containing protein
Exons: 1
Coding region: 1-351 (116 amino acids)
Source: RefSeq, a predicted model, not a curated record
AUGGAAUCCUGGCGACUGCUCCCAGAGGAGCUCCGGCUGAUAAUCCUCGAAAUGCUAGCACAUGAUCCAGCACCCAAGAACGAAACCAAGCUCUCAAGAUACCCCCUGACCCAGUACUCUCUCGUCUGCAGAGACUGGCAGAUCUGUUUCGAGCGACUCCUCUACCGCCAUCUUACCCUCGACCGGGAAUCUCUCUGGGACUUUGAGCACAUUGUCUGUCGGCAGAAGUGCUUCGUCAAGCACAUCAGGCUCAACAUCGACAUGGAAGCCUUUGACCGCCUGGCACGCACGAGAUUCGACAUGACGUUUCUUGCUCAUAAAAACUCAAAGGUCUCGGGCACGCUCAUGUAA